UUGAUAAGAGAGACUUUAAACAAGGGAGUAGCAGAACCUCAUCGAGACAAGGACGUGUCGGAAUCAAAGGGCACUAAUAGUAUUUCACAAGAUUUCAGAUGUAUCAUAAGUAAACAGAUGGUCGGAAUCUUGAUCACCGUUUGGGUCCGAGGUGAUCUCUGGCCAUAUAUCCGGCAUCCUAGCGUUUCAUGCGUUGGAUGCGGCAUCAUGGGUUGCUUAGGAAACAAGGGAUCGGUAUCGGUUAGGUUUCAGUUGCACGAAACGACCUUCUGUUUUGUUUGCUGCCAUCUAGCUUCCGGUGGCCGGGACCGAGAUGAAAGGCAGAGAAACUCCGAUGUUAAUGAGAUCUUAGCGAGAUCGAGUUUUCCUCGAGGCUCGUCUUUAGAUUUACCUAAAAAGAUUCUUGAUCACGAUCGAGUAAUUUUUCUGGGAGACUUGAAUUAUAGAAUUUCACUACCCGAGGAGAAGACAAGAUUAUUGGUGAAAAGCCAAGAAUGGAACAUCUUACUAGAAAAUGAUCAGCUAAGCAUGGAGAUCUUGAACGGCCAGAUUUUCAGAGGAUGGCAAGAAGGAAUUGUCAUGUUUGCUCCAACUUAUAAAUAUAUUCCAAAUUCGGAUUUAUAUUAUGGAUGCAUUACAUACCAAAAAGACGAGAAGAAACGAGCUCCUGCAUGGUGUGAUCGUAUAAUAUGGUACGGAAGUGGACUGAAGCAACAUGAAUAUGCAAGAGGAGAAACGAAGAUAUCUGAUCACAGACCUGUCAAAGCAAUAUUCACCGCAGAAGUUACUGUUAUACGGCGUGGUAAAAAGAUUCGUAAUUUAUUUUUCUCGGACAGAUUUGAAGAAACAAUUGACGUAGAUGCUAAAGACUUCUCGUGGAUAUCUACGUAGUUUUAUUAACCGGGGGGUGAGUGUUCAUGUAUAUAAUACACCCAACUAUAGUUAUAAGCUUAUUCAUAUAAUAGAGUCUUUGUUUUAUACAAUUUUGUUCUAAGCAUCUUGUAAUAAAAGAAUCUAUAAUAGAGGUUUUGUGAAAUAUUGAUUAAAUAUGCAAUC
This is a messenger RNA of Camelina sativa (false flax), 1056 nucleotides long. The record is from RefSeq and is a predicted model, not a curated record. NCBI's taxonomy places the organism in Eukaryota, Viridiplantae, Streptophyta, Magnoliopsida, Brassicales, Brassicaceae.